Molecule: messenger RNA, 2848 nt
Organism: Mizuhopecten yessoensis (Yesso scallop)
Lineage: Eukaryota; Metazoa; Mollusca; Bivalvia; Pectinida; Pectinidae
Product: vitamin D(3) 25-hydroxylase-like
Exons: 7
Coding region: 161-1714 (517 amino acids)
Molecular function (GO): oxidoreductase activity, acting on paired donors, with incorporation or reduction of molecular oxygen; heme binding; monooxygenase activity
Source: RefSeq, a predicted model, not a curated record
UCUGUAUUAGCAGUUAGGGCCGAUACCGACGUGGGACACAACGUGCUGACCUUUACAGCAAAAACGUACCUCGUGAAGCUGUUUCCUACAGGAAUUUAAUAUAACUUGGACAUUAUAACUUGGACAUUUUAAGAUUUGGAACUCUCUCGUUCAUCACAAGAUGUUCGUUAAAGCUACACUUGCCGCGACGUGCGUUUUUCUUGCCCUAAUCUACAGCGUAACCGGAAGUGAUCCUGCAAUGGUUGACGAUGGCCAUUCAAGAGUUCCGGUGAAAACGACUAAACGAAAGAAGAAGAAAUAUCCACCAGGUCCAAGUGGGUUACCUUAUUUUGGAGUAUAUUUUCAAGUUAUUCCCGGAAAACUUCACGCGAAUAUCGAGGACUGGAAAAAACAAUAUGGAAAUAUCAUAAGUUUAAAAAUGUUAGGACAAAACAUUGUUGUCUUGAAUUCUCCCGAGUUAAUUCGGAAAGCGUUUGAAAGUGAAGAAUUUGCCCCUCUCAUGAGUGACAGACCGCCGAAUUUCAUAGGCGAACAUGUUAUGUACGGAUACAAAGAUGUGCUUCUUAACAGUUACAACGAGUCAUUUAGAAAAAUGAAGAAACUUAUGAUAUCUUGUAUAAGCAAACAUGGUUUCUCGUCCAAGCACUUCCAAGACAUAGCUGACGAGGAGUUCCGGUGUGUUCUGAAUCAGUUCCACGCCCUGAAUGGCCAAGCUGUUGAUCCUGUCGACCUUCUGUUGCCGUCAUUCUGCAAGCUCGUCGGAGGAUUUUUUUCUGGCAAACAUCUGAAGGAUGGAGAUCCAAUCCUCGAGAGCAUUAUUGCCAUGGAUCACGAUGGUGACGUCAUGAUACAGCCUCAGGUUCACGGAAUCCUCGGGAAGUUUCCUUGGUUACGUCACUGCUGCGGUUUCUAUGGCAACCUGUACAGCAACGUCAUUAAACAACGAGAAUCACUUUUUCAAAGUCUCGUUACAGAAAUGAAGGAAACAGUUAAUAAGGAUAAUGUGCAGUGUUUUUCACACCAACUGCUGUCCUGGAAAGAGGCGGAAAGUGAUUGGCUGACGGAUGAACAUAUCAACGGCAUGCUCUUGGACCUGAUAAACACAUCCGUGCUGACCACAAAAAGUGUGAUGUCCGGUAUGAUUUUUAUGUGGCUCCACCUACCGGACGUUCAACAGAAAAUGAGGGAAGAGAUCGAUCUUGUGAUUGGACGCGACAGAUUACCCACAAUCGAAGACGGGAAGAGCAUGCCAUAUGUGCAAGCAUGCAUUUACGAGUUGCUAAGAUACCAGUCACAUCUUCCGAUGACGGCUGCACAUGCUAACAUAGACCAUGAGGUGGAGAUUGAAGGUUUCACGAUACCAAAAGGAACCGUCAUUAUGGGGAACCUGUACGGGGCCCACCACGACGAGGAAUUAUGGGACGACCCCUGGGAAUUCAGACCAGAAAGAUUUCUUAAAGAUGAUGGCACGCCUGUCCCCCGGGAUCAUGCCUCUCAUAGAAAUUCAAUUGCCUUUGGAGUCGGUGAAAGAAAAUGUGUUGGUAAAGAAAUGGCCUACAACCGGAUGUUUCUGUAUACUGUGCAUCUUCUCCGAACAUUUGAGUUCCUACCGGAAGUGGAUACAGUACUUCCGCCCCACCAUCCCCGCCACUUCGCGCCGUCGGCCCCAGUUAUCUUACCACAUGGCUUUAAGUGCCGAGCGUUACCGAGAUGAUUCCCUUAAUUUUAUUGUUGUAUGAAAAUAUUGUUGCGUGAUCUGGGAAUGCCACCAACAACCUGAACAAUUUUAUGUUUAUAAAAGUGAACAAUCUUACCUACGCACAAGGCCAUUACAUUUCAUUUUAUUUCCAAAUAAAUCAAAAUAACAUAUCUUCCAUAGGUACCUUCAUAGUAUCGACAUGUUGGUUAAAAGCCUCGAUAAUUUAUCCAUAUGAUACUUUAUGUCUUUGGUGGCUAGGACUUGUAGCUUUGAUUUAACUUGUUUUUACCUGAAUUUUACAUAAAGAAAAUAAUUACCUAUAAAUGGCAAAUUUGUGAUCUAAGAGCAAACAACUUGGCUUUAAUUAAAGUAAUUCUUUUAAAAAUUCAUGUCAUGAAAUGACGAGUCUUUAACUGGUGUAAUAUUUUUUCAGAAAGUUGCUUUUUUGUCAAAAUAGAAGUCGUGUUUAAAAAAAUCGAAAAAUUUCAGAAAACAAACAAGAACAAUGUACAAUAUAACCCCCCUCUCGUACUUGUAUUCCUGUAAAAGAAACUAUGCAGGUUUGCAGAUAUUUACCUCAGAGUGUACGUAAUUGUCAACUAAAAGGUCGUCAUCUUCUCAAUGCUGAGUCCUAUGUUCGAACAAUUUUUUUAAGUUAAGAUUUGCAGAAUUUAACUUUUAUGUUAUUCAAUUUUAGUUAUUGUUUUUUUCUUUUCAUAAAUUGAUCCUGUACACCUAGAUAUACUUUAAAAAAUUAUAUAUAUCUAUAUAAAAUGAUCCUGUACACCUAGAUAUACUUUAAAAAAUGAUAUAUAUCUAUAUAAAAACAAAGGGUUUAUUUUUAAUUAUCCUCAUACAAAGUUAAUUCAUUUUCAUGUAAAUUUGGUGUUAUUGUAUGCAAUGAUUGUUACAAUAUUAUAUGUGAAUAUUAUGUCGCCCAUGUUGUCAGGACUAUAUUGUAGAAAACAAAAAAAACCCGUAAAAAUGAUAACUUAAGUUACUGAGCACAAUACUGGCCUUAUAGCGGGUUUGGCCGCUUGCCAAGAGAUACGUAAAUGGCGUGUUAUAUAAUAUUGGUCAAAAGGCGCCCUCCAGAUUUGUUGGUAGUUCGUAAUGCGGCAACUGUACGAGGGUAAUUAUAUAUAUAUA